This is a messenger RNA of Diabrotica balteata, 6923 nucleotides long. NCBI's taxonomy places the organism in Eukaryota, Metazoa, Arthropoda, Insecta, Coleoptera, Chrysomelidae. The record is from the annotation of a GenBank genome assembly.
AGUAUCAAGGUUAGUAGAUAUUUAAGUACUUAAAUACCUACUAACCUUGGGUUAUUAUAAUAAAAAAAUAGGAGUAAAUAGACAACUAUUGCAAGUCUAAUUUAUUCUGUGCUGUGACCGUGCCAUGAUACCAACAUCCGUCACAGAUACAAGAAGAAGUGUCACCACACAAAGGAAACAGAAGAUAAAUGUUUAUGAUUUUUGGCGCCUAUUCAUAACCUAACUUUAUAACAAUGUCAAUUUCAAAUUUCAUUUUACAAGUACUUACAACUUACUUAUCUCUGCAAGUAUAGAAGUACCUAUUACCUACUCUUUUCUAUGACAAGUACAAAAAUAAAAGCUAAAUAUAUUUGAAAGUUUUUCCCAUUUUAUAUUUACUUAAUCAUGGCUACAGUUACAAUUAGGGGUGUUCCAAUUUCUUUUCCAUUUGAACCAUACGAUAUACAAAAGGAAUACAUGGAUAAAGUAUUAGAAUGUUUACAAAACGAAACGAAUGGAGUGCUUGAAUCGCCAACAGGAACUGGAAAAACUUUAUCCUUAUUAUGUUCAACUUUAGCAUGGUUACAGCUAAAAAAAGCUCAGGUUCAAGCACAAAGACAAAUCUCCAUGCAAGAAAACGAAAACGAUUUUUUAGCAACUAUCAACAGUAAACUAAACGAAAUUGCGGGGAAACAAAUUAGUUCAAGAGCUCUUUCUGGAAUUCCUACAGUAAUUUAUGCUUCUCGCACACAUUCCCAGCUCAGUCAAGCUAUGCAAGAAAUGAAGAAAACAGCUUAUAGUCAUAUGAAAGCUAUUGUUCUAGGUUCAAGGGAUCAGUUGUGUAUUCAUCCAGAAGUUGAAAAGGAAGAAAAUAGAAAUUUUAAAAUUAUGAUGUGUCGUUUGAAAAGAAAAACAAGAUCUUGCAAAUUUUUUAAUAAAGUGGAAGCAAGUGCUCAAAAUAAGAAUGUAUUGGAUAUCAAUGUCAUGGAUAUUGAAGAUCUUAUUAAACUUGGCAAAUGUAAUGGUUUUUGUCCAUUUUAUAUGUCAAAGGAAUUAAAAGAUCAAGCAGAUAUAAUAUUUAUGCCAUAUAACUACUUAAUAGAUCCUUCAAUAAGAACAAGGUUAGGAAUUAAUUUAUCAAAUACAGUGGUGAUACUUGAUGAAGCUCAUAAUGUCGAAAGACUUUGUGAAGAGUCAGCUUCUCUUCAAAUAAAGUCGUCAGAUGUUGCAUUGGCGAUUGACGAAGUGACAGCUAUUAUGAAAAUGUUAUCGUCAGAAGAAACAUUGCAAUUUGACGACACACCUAAAGAUUUUGACGCUAAUGAUCUAUGUAACCUUAAAGAAGUGUUCUUAAAUCUAGAACAAGCUAUAGAUAAAAUUGAUUUAUCAACUGGACCAAAUUCUGAGGUGACGCUUGAUGGUACAUUUAUAUUUGAGUUAUUAGCAGAAGCUGGAAUUCGUGCAGAUAAUUUCUUUAUUAUUCAAAAAUUAAUCUCGAGUAUCGUUCAGUAUUUAGUAACGGUAAACGAUGGACCAUUUGCUAGAAGAGGAAAUAGUCUACAAAUUUUUGAAGAAAUUUUAGGGGUUGUUUUUAUGGAUUCUUCAUCUGAAUUUAAAGCUAAAGUCAAGAAAUGUUACAAGUUAUACGUAAAGGCAGAGGAAGUAAAAAAGAAAACUCCAGAUAAUUGGCUUUCAAAAAUGGUAUCUACCAAAUCAGGAGGAAAAAUAAUUAACUAUUGGUGCUUUAGUGCAGGUUUUGGUAUGAACAUGCUAAUGAGACACGGUUUGAGAACAUUGAUAUUAACCAGUGGAACUUUGGCACCAUUACGGCCGCUCAUAUCUGAAUUGGAACUCCAAAUUAACGUGAGACUAGAAAAUCCGCAUGUAAUAUCCAAUGAUCAGUUUUGUGUUAAAAUUAUACCAACAGGUCCUGAUUCCGAAACUUUAAAUAGUAAUUUUCAAAAUAGAGACAAUCCUAAAUAUAUAAAUUCUCUUGGCAUGACAAUAAUGAAUAUAGCUAGAAUAGUCCCCGAUGGUAUGUUGAUAUUUUUUCCAUCAUAUCCUAUUAUGUUGAAAUGUCAACAGAUGUGGCAGCAGAGCGGAGUUUGGAAUAGCAUAUGUAACCAGAAGGCAAUUUUUGUAGAACCGAGAGAUAAAAACUCAUUUAACACAGCCAUGACUGAGUAUUAUGCAAAAGUAAAAGAUCCCGCAUAUAAGGGAGCAAUUUUUAUGGGUGUUUGUAGAGGAAAGGUUUCUGAAGGAUUAGAUUUUGUUGACGCCAACGGUAGAGCAGUGUUGAUCACUGGUCUGCCUUAUCCGCCUUUCAAAGAUCCAAAAGUAUCGUUAAAGAAGCUCUACCUAGAUAGGUGUAAUGCAGAUGAUAAGGGAUAUCUUAGAGGACAAGAGUGGUAUAAUUUGGAAGCGUCUAGAGCGGUAAACCAGGCUAUUGGCAGAGUAAUACGACAUAAGGACGAUUAUGGCGCUAUACUUUUGCUCGAUUCAAGGUUUAAUAGUAAAAUUAUAAAGGAUCAAAUGUCUCUAUGGGUUAGAAACCAUAUCAGAGUAUCUAAUAAUUUUGGCGAACUAGUAAGAGACUUAAGACAGUUUUUCAAAAAUGCCGACUCUAAGUAUAAAUCUGUGAUUGAGGCAAAAUCGUUAGCACCUCCUUCAGCUGAAUUUAACACUUACUUGAAUUAUAAGUCUGGCGGUUUGAGUGCCUCAACAUCGUCAUCAUCUGACAAUUUGGAUAGCACAGGAGAAGUUGUUAUUCAUAAUCGAACAUCAACAGAAAACCGAAAACAACCUUCGAAAAAAAUAAAAUUGACUGUUGUACCAAACUCUUCAAAGUCGACGAAGACAGAGAAAGGCGAUGUUACGAAAGAGUAUAUUAUUAUGGUGAGGAAAAAUCUAGAUGAUACUUCAUUUAAGGCGUUUGUAGAAGCCAUACAAAAUUAUAAGGCUGUGAGUGAUUUAGAUUCCUUAACGUCUAGUUUAGAUGCUAUAUUUAAGACAAAGAGUCAUUUAAAAUAUCUAAUUCCCGGUUUAGAAUCAUAUAUUAAAUUAGAUCAUAAGUCAGAUUUCAGCAACUAUUGUCAAAAAAAUGGUUUCCUUGAUAUUUGAGGUCAAUAUUCCUUUGAUUUGUAUAACUUGGACCAUUCAGUUAAGAACAAAACAAUAUUAUGAUCAAUACCUUAAAAUUUUUUUUGUUCUAAAUUUAAUUAACAAAAACAACUUUUUCAGGAAAUUUUUUUAAAGAAAUCAUGAACUUUUUUUAUUGUAUAGAUAUUAUCUUUUUUAGUCCUGAUGAAAUGAAAUGACGAACUAUUUAUUUAAUCCACUAUUUGUCCAAAGCAUUAUGGCAUCUUAAUUUAAUAGAUUAACUAGAAUAUUAUGUGAUUCUUAGACAGGUAUUAGUAAUAAUCAAUAAGUAUCCUUACCCAUAAUUAUUUAUUGUAAAAUUACAUAAAUGUUAUCCUAUUAAUAAAAUCAGCAAGAAUUUACACUGAAGAGCAAAAAGUUAAGUUCAUCAUAUUAAUACAUUUAUCAAAAUGAACGGUAAUGAAUAUGAUCGUCAUCAUCAGUGGUACCACACCGCUAGUUGAGCCUCGACCUUCCUUCAUCUGUUUCACGAGUCAAUUUGUCACGUAAAGCCUACUCACUUUCUUAUUUACUCUAUCCUUCAGACUUGGCGUGUCCUUACUCCCGUUUGUCACUUAUUCUUAAGAUGCCUUUCUCCAUUACUGGCGGUUGGCCAUAAUUUCCGCAAAUUGCUCUGUUUUGAUCUGUUCUUAGUAACGAAUGGGUGACUGUUCAGUCCAGUCUCUUACAUUCUUUAACCACAAGCAUGUUCUUCUCCCGCGCCCCUUUUUCCUUUUAGCUUCCAUUCCAUUAUGCUUCGCAGUUAAUUGUAUGUUUGUCAUCUUUAAAUAUGUCCAAGAUAACUUGUUUUUCGGUAUUUUGUAAUAUUUAAAAGUUCUCUUUAGGUUCCAUCGUUCUAAGUACUUCAUUAUUGGCCACGUGCUAUAUCCAAGACAUCAUCAAUGUCCUAAGGAAAAUACACAUUCAAAGGCUUCUAUCUGCCUGAUACACUUAAUUCCACUUUGUAUAACAAUACUGAAUAGAUGCAGGUUUUCAUAAAUAGCUAUCGAACAUCCACAGAUAAGGUAAGAUUUUCAUUCUUGAAGAGUGAAUAAGGCAUAUUAUAUACGACCUCGUGUUUUAACUUCGUGGUCAAAAUCGUUUGUAAUAUUGUUUAAGAUGUUGGAAUAUGUGUACAGGUUCUAUCUGAUUGUUGUAUACACAUACUUGGGUGGCGAUUACUUUUAUUUUGAUUGUCCUUAUUUUCAACCCUAAAGUAUCUCCUUCAAGGGUUAUGGAAUUCAAAAGUCGUUAAAAACACUGUACUGUACGCAAUAUUGAUUAUGUUGCCUGUGUAUCUUAAUGUUAUUUAUACUUCAUCUAAUUUACUAACCGUUGCACGUCAUUAUCAUUGACAGAGAUCGAAGUUGACAUAGUUGCCAAAGUAUAAAAAAAUCCUGAAUCCAUUUUAAAUCGAAUAGGUCACAUAAUUAUUGCAAAAGUGGAUUAUAUAACAAAACAAAUUAAUAUUUAAUGUAAAUAAAUAGAAACAAUACAAGAGUUAAAAAAAUCUUGUUAAAAACAAUUUGAGCCGCUUGUAUGCGUCGUAUAAAGAUGUAAAAUGGAAUACUUAAACAAAGACAACACUUUUUUUAUUACUUAUUAACUUUGAAAUGUUUUGAUACAACUAAAUUUUCAAACGCUUUUUUUUAUUUUUCUUCAGAUUCAUUUAAAUUUCGGUUUUCUGAUCGAUAGUGAUUAUGCAACUAAGAUAAUAUUAUAAUAAUAAUUACAACGACUAUUUAAAUUAUUACAUGACAUUUUUGAAAUAAAACACACUAAUUUUGUUCUAAAAAGAACAAAUUUUAUUAAAUAGUUAAAAAUAUAAAACAAGAGGUAUUCACUUUAAAAUUCAAAAUAAUAAAGUACAACAAGUGUCAACACUGCAACUAUCAAAUAAGUGUUACCAAUUUAUGCCCAAUUAUCACCUUCGUUCGAUUACAGUUACAGUGUAUUCCGAACAAAUGUUCUUUAUAAAAACACUUUAUAAUGCAUAUAUACAAAUUAAAUGAAACAUAUUAUUGUGUAUUUCUUAAGUUAACAUUAAUAGAAAUAUUAUCACCUAUCGCCUAAAUAUUUCGUGCUGGUAUCAUGUGACCUCACGGGCUAUAUAUGACGCGGACAUCGAGCAAAAAGACAAAAGAGGGAAUGUAAAGGUAGUGGGGGCAAACAUAUUGUUAGACAGGAAGUGCGAUCUUUAGAGGCCACAUUAAACAAGGAAAGAGAGUCUCUCUCCUUGUUUGACAUCAAAUUUAGUUGGAUUAUGUUAUUGUUUGUCCCAAAUGUCACAUGAAAUCUUAUUUAUAUUGAAGUUUUUUAACAAUUGUGUCGCAUUUUAGACUCUUAUCAUUAAUAAUUAAUUAAAACUUUCUCGUCUAAGACACAUUCUGAAAAAUAUUAUAUAGCUACUGUUGAUAAGUGUCGGAAAAUUUAAAUUUGGCGCAUUCGCAUUUCCGGAUAUGUCCGCCAUCAGAGGCCACUUUUUUUGUCUCCUUUUCAUAAGGAUUAGAUUCCCUCUUUUGUCUUAUUGCUCGAUGGACGCGGAUGACGUGCAACGUAAAUAAAUUAGAUGAAGUAUACUUAUUCUCCGUUGACUUGGAGUGACAAAUCAUCUUUUCUUUUGAUUGAUCCCAUUUUUGUGCUCAAUACAGGCUCUUAAUAUAAUAAGAUUAUUAAAAUCUGUAUCAUGUGUUAGUUUUAAAUAAGUUCUGUAUGUUUGACUCGAUUAAAAUCCUUUUCGUAGUUGAUAAAGCAUAGAAAAAUGUCUUUGCAUUGAUUGUAGGAGUAAUUGAAAGCCAAACAGUGAUUUCUUCCUACUACAGUGAAACUUCCUAUUUCAAUAUUUGUAAUUUUUAUUUAUAAUGAAUUUUGGAUAUGGAUCUAACUCCAAACGAUUUUUAAAAUAAUCGUUUUGAGCUAGAUCUCCCGAUCUCGGAGGCACUUAAUGUUACAGUUAGGCCCAAUCAAACAAUUACUAAAACUGUUUUUAAGGUUCCUUAACCUCCCGGCUAUUGUGCGCAGGACACCCAUCCAUUUGAAACCAAAUUUUUUCUUCAGCUAAAGUUACUUCUGCAAGUAUCAGCAAAAAUCUUUUCUUGUAGGAAGUCCAAAAACUUUUCUGAAUUUAAAAUUUUGUCCUAUAUAUAAAGGCGCAGGGCAUUCAAUUUAAAUUUCUCUCAUUGAAAAAUGGUUUAAUAAUAUUAUGUCUAAAUAUUCAAAAAAUGUUAAUUAAUUUUUUUAGUCAUUUGUUUACCAAUCAAAUUUUAUUGAAACUAAAAGUUUAAAACAUAAAAAAGCAGGUGUAAACAGGUAAACAUAUAUAGGUGACUGCACCGAUCUACUUACCAAUCAAAAUUAAGAUUAUUUAAUAACAAACGCGAUGAAAUAAUAUUGCCUGCAAACAAUAAAUGAAAUACUAUAGCAAAGCUUUUAAGUUUAAAAAUCGGAGCAAGUAAAGUUGCGCGAGCGAUAAAUCCGAGCGUCUUAUUUAUAAACAACUAGUACUACUUUAUAUAUGCAAAAUUAUCGAUUCUAAAACCUUUACUAACUUCUGCAACAACUUUUUUGUUCUUCACUGUAUAAAUAUUAACUAUUGAUACGAAUAUGUCUUAAAUAAAAUUGAAUGCUCAAAUAUCAACGUUAUUUAACUCUUAAUAAUACUUUAUUCCGUUAAUAUUAUUAGUAAAAUAUGGGAUCUUUGAUUGAAAUUUGGCACUUUAUUGUAUAGCUAUUUUUAAUUAUUAUUGUAAAUUAUUUUUUUAUAAAUCUUUUUUUUUCUUUAACUGGAUUAAAUUUUUUAUUCUAUU